Molecule: messenger RNA, 1276 nt
Organism: Cuscuta campestris
Lineage: Eukaryota; Viridiplantae; Streptophyta; Magnoliopsida; Solanales; Convolvulaceae
Source: the annotation of a GenBank genome assembly
AUACCCCUCCUUUAUGUAUAUAAGGGGAGGCGGAUCAUUUGUAACGAUUAUCGAAAUACAUAAUUCUUCAUGGUAUCGGAGCCAACUCUGGGCUAUUCCCGAACCAUCUCUUAUUUGUCUUCCCUCGGCGUGCCUCUCUCUCCUCGCUGCCGUGAACCUCCCCACCCUCGACGCUUCAAUCUUGAGGGGUUUCUUACCGGUGAGAAAACCUCCACCGACAAAGACGAUAUUGAGUGGCUUCAACUUGAUGCUCUCAUCCAAGGAUGGAUUCUCUCCACCGUCAACGACGAGGUAUCCGAUCUCAUCCUCUCAUCCACCAAGUCUGCUGUAGAUCUCUGGACGGCCGUUUACAACCUGUUUCACGAUAACAAAGCCGCUCGAGCGAUGCAGUUGGAACAUCAGUUCUACAGCACCGUCAAAGUGACGUCCACCAUCGCCACAUAUUGUCAAAACCUUCGGAACAUAGUCGACUGGUUAGACAACGUGGACGCCCCUGUUACAGAGAAUCAACUCGUACUCCAAGUUCUUCGCGGCCUCCCCGACGAUCUCAGCAAUCAAGCCUCUUUCCUUCAGUUUCAAAAGCCGCCGCCAACAUUCAUGGAAACGAGGUCAGCCCUGGUUCUUUUGGAACGCAACCGCCGCCCUCUCGCUUCUACUGGUGAUGGAGGUCCGGCACUAGCAGCGACCACUCACGGCGGAGCCGCGGGUCGCGUACAGGGUCACAGCGGUGGCGGCGGGCAGCAAUCCAGCAUCGGAGACACCGGCGGUGGACAGCUCCAGGCGAACAGCGGGCGCGGGCAGGCCUAUGGCGGUCGUGGUGGACGACCGGCUAGAGGACGCGGUCGGGGUCGGAACUUUGGCGGAAACCCUCGACAGGCACCCGGACAGCAACAUCCAUGGCAGAUCCCCUAUUACAACCCCAAUCCAGGCCUUUUGGGCCCCCGCCCAACCCAAGCCCAAUACCCGGCCCGUGCUUAUUUUACCCAACCCUCCUACACAAACUACCCCAGCCCAUAUCCAUAUGCCCCAGCCGGCCCAAUCACACCCCCAGCCCAUUUACCCCACCACCCAGCCUGGUUACCCAGCCCCCUGCGGGUCCUACCCACCCACCCCUCAAACCCCCACCCCUACAGCUUUAACCCACUAAUUUGAUACAAUGACCCUCCGCGAACCUACAUGGUUCAUGGACACCGGUGCUUCCCACCACAUUGCCUCCAACCCAGGAUCUUCGGACGGGAGUCGUGAUUCAUCGCUCCAAUAAUGACGGCCCACUUUA